AUGCGGGCAUAUAAUUUCACCUCAGCGUUCAGCAAAAUUCUCGGCUUACAGACGGCCUUCAAAUCAACGCUGCUGUCUCCAACAUUCUUUCGACCAAUGUCUUCAAUCUCAACCAUGGAUACAGACAUCAACCGCACUCUAUCGUACUGGUUCGAUGGCCCGGAAGCCAAGAAGAAGUGGUACGGCGGUGGUGAAAAGAUUGACACGGAAAUCCGAGAUCAAUUCGGACCCCUUAUGGAACAAGCACGUGCAUCAGAACUCAACUCUUGGGAAUCGAAACCUCGAGGCUCUCUCGCUCUCCUGAUUCUUUUGGAUCAAUUCUCUCGAAAUGCCUUUCGUAGCACACCAGACUCGUUCAGCGCCGAUUCCUUGGCACUCGACAUCGCCACCAAAGCCAUCGCCAAAGGCUUCAAUCUCGAGGUCUCAAACAUUCAGCAGAUAUUCUUCCUGAUGCCGUUCAUGCAUAGCGAAACCUUGCUUGGCCAGGUUGCUGGAGUAUCACUCUUUGAGGCUCUACUUGCUCGAUGCGAUCCGAACUCCAAAGACGUCGAAUUUCUAGCAACGUCAGUACAAUUUGCUCGUCGACAUAGGGAACCUAUCUUGAGAUUUGGUCGCUUUCCAUCGCGGAACGAGAUCUUGGGGAGAACUUCAACACCGGAGGAGAUCGAGUUCUUGAAGGAACAUCCUGGAGGUUUUUGA
This is a messenger RNA of Mollisia scopiformis, 699 nucleotides long. Its product is annotated as DUF924-domain-containing protein. The record is from RefSeq and is a predicted model, not a curated record. The coding region runs from base 1 to 699 and encodes 232 amino acids. Lineage: Eukaryota; Fungi; Ascomycota; Leotiomycetes; Helotiales; Mollisiaceae. Gene Ontology annotation, molecular function: protein binding. The transcript is spliced from 2 exons.